GUUUUGGCUUCAGAUUGUAACUUCCUGGAAAGCUGGAUCAGAAGCCAUCAUUGCUGUUGAUAAUGUCUCUCUCAGCCUGGACUGUUACUUAACAAUUAAUGAAGAGAGGACACAUCGAGACAGAAGCCCAGAUGUAGGCAACCUGUCAGUCGAAAGGCGUGGUCAUGAAAGGGAAGCCGGGAGUCCAGGAAGCCCAAAGCUCUUUUACAAUGGCACAGUUGACCUGGCAGUUCAUUGGCUGUUCACCACUUGCGGUGCCAGCGGACCUGAAGGGCCCAUCCAGACCCAAUGCAAUGAUGCCUAUAGGAAUUCCAACCUCAGUGUAGUGGUAGGGACAGAGGAAAAUUUCCCAGGCGUUCAGAUUUGGAGAGUGCCUGAAACCAAUACUUACAGCAUCUCAGUGUAUGGGGCAGCUGGUGGCAAAGGGAAAAACACCAUAAUGAGGUCACACGGUGUUUAUGUGGUGGGGAUUUUUAAACUCCAAAAGAACGAUGCCUUAUAUAUUUUGGUUGGGCAGCAAGGAGAAGAUGCUUGUCCUAGUACCAACCACAUCAUACAGAAAGUCUGCAUUGGUGAGAAUAAUGUGGUUGAAGAGGAAAUUACAGCAAAUAAGACCAUCCAUGAAUGGGCAGGAGGAGGUGGUGGCGGUGGAGGAGCAACUUAUAUAUUUAAGAUGGAGAAUGGAAAGCCAGUGCCCUUGAUCAUUGCAGCAGGAGGAGGUGGCAGGGCCUACAGGGCAAAAGCAUAUACAGUUCACCCAGAAAGGCUGGAGAAUGAUACAAGUGUCCCAGGAGUCAGUGGAAAACCAGGAGCGGCAGGUGGUGGAGGUGGCUGGAAUGAUAACACUUCCUUCCUCUGGUCGGGAAAGUCCUUGCUGGAAGGCGCUACCGGUGGAAAAUCCUGCCCCCAGGCCACGAAGAAGUGGGGGUGGGAGACAAGAGGGGGUUUCGGAGGGGGUGGAGGGGGGUGCUCCUCAGGUGGAGGAGGCGGAGGAUAUAUAGGUGGCAAUGCAGCAGAACUUAAUGAUCCAGAGAUGGAUGGAGAGGAUGGUGUAUCUUUUAUUAAUAGCAAAUAUGGUUCAUUGUAUACCCCAGCUUUAAAAGUGACAGAAGGACAUGGAGAAGUUGACAUUAGGCUGCAUGUGAAUUGUAGCCACUGUUAUAGUGACAUGUGCCAUGUGGAUCCGAAGACCCUAGAAAUUAUUUGCAGUUGUGCUCAUGGGUAUAUGUUGGCUGAUGAUGGCGACUCUUGCAUAGCUGAACCGAUACUGCCUGAUAAUGGUCCCCCUCUCUCCUUGGUCUUGUCUGUACUAACAUCAGCCCUGGUUGCUGCACUCAUUCUUGCCUUCUCGGGGAUCAUGAUAGUGUACCGCCGGAAACAUCAGGAACUGCAAGCCAUGCAAAUGGAGUUACAAAGUCCUGAAUACAAACUGAGCAAGCUGCGCACCUCCACCAUUAUGACUGACUACAACCCCAAUUAUUGCUUUGCAGGAAAGACCACGUCUAUUAGUGACCUCAAAGAGGUGCCUCGGAAAAAUAUUUCUCUGAUAAGAGGACUGGGCCAUGGAGCUUUUGGGGAGGUAUAUGAAGGUCAAGUGGUUGGAAUCCCCAGUGACCCCAGUCCAUUGCAAGUAGCUGUCAAAACUUUACCAGAGGUUUGUUCUGAGCAAGAUGAGUUGGAUUUCCUCAUGGAAGCUCUUAUAAUCAGCAAGUUCAACCAUCAGAAUAUUGUGCGCUGCAUUGGAGUUAGCUUGCAAGCGCUGCCACGCUUUAUUCUGCUGGAGCUCAUGGCUGGAGGAGACUUGAAAUCUUUCCUGAGGGAAACACGGCCUAGACCGAGCCAUCCUUCCUCCCUGACCAUGUUGGACUUGCUUCAUGUGGCUCGUGACAUUGCUUGUGGCUGUCAGUAUUUGGAAGAAAAUCACUUCAUCCACAGAGACAUUGCUGCUCGAAAUUGCCUUCUCACUUGUAAAGGACCUGGGAGAAUAGCGAAGAUUGGAGAUUUUGGGAUGGCCCGGGACAUAUACAGGGCCAGCUACUAUAGAAAAGGGGGAUGUGCAAUGCUGCCAGUCAAGUGGAUGCCACCUGAAGCCUUCAUGGAAGGGAUAUUCACAUCUAAAACAGAUACCUGGUCAUUUGGAGUGUUGCUGUGGGAAAUAUUCUCUCUUGGAUAUAUGCCCUAUCCCAGCAAAAGUAACCAGGAGGUUCUGGAGUUCGUGACAAAUGGAGGAAGGAUGGACCCACCCAAAAACUGCCCAGGCCCUGUGUAUCGGAUAAUGACUCAGUGCUGGCAACACCAGCCUGAAGAUAGGCCAAACUUUGCUAUAGUAUUGGAGAGGAUUGAAUACUGCACCCAGGAUCCGGAUGUAAUCAACACUGUUUUACCUGUGGAAUAUGGUCCAUGCAUUGAAGAAGAAGAAAAGGUCCCAGUGCGCCCUGAAGACCCUGAAGCAAUUCCUCCUCUGCUCGUCUUGCCACAGCAAGACAAAAAGAUUGCUGAACAGCUCUUGCCUUCCCCACCCUCUUUGGCCAUAGCCAUUCCUGCAGCAAAACCACAAGUGAAAGCAGUCAGGGCAGAGCCAUCCAUCCAUGCUAAUACACAAGCGGCCCUGGAAGGGGGACAUGUCAACAUGGCAUACACUCAGUCCAAUCCCUCAACGGAGCUACACAAAGGGCGGGGAUCCAGAAACAAGCCCACCAAUCUCUGGAACCCAACAUAUGGCUCCUGGUUUUCAGAGAAGCCAGUUGUCAAAAACAAUUCACAGGCAGAAAAAGAGGCAACUGAGAGGGAAGGUUCGGGUCAUGAAGGGAACUGUACUUUGGGACCCAGCAUUGUGACUGGAAGGCUGCCAAGCUCCUCCCUUCUUCUCGAACCAUCUUCGCUGACAGCCACUGUUAAGGAAGUGCCUCUGUUCAGGCUCCGCCAUUUCCCCUGCGGAAAUGUUAACUACGGAUACCAACAACAGGGCUUGCCCUUGGAAAUCUCGGCCCCACUGUGCCAGCAGUUAUGAGGACCCUCUCCUUCGGAACAAGAUCCAUGUAACUCACCAGGGGCCUUGAAGGCCCCCUGCCCUCUGGACUCAUGA
Messenger RNA from Gekko japonicus, 3085 nucleotides. RefSeq names its product anaplastic lymphoma receptor tyrosine kinase (gene ALK). Gene Ontology annotation, cellular component: signaling receptor complex; membrane. Gene Ontology annotation, biological process: regulation of neuron differentiation; protein phosphorylation; cell surface receptor protein tyrosine kinase signaling pathway. The record is from RefSeq and is a predicted model, not a curated record. NCBI's taxonomy places the organism in Eukaryota, Metazoa, Chordata, Lepidosauria, Squamata, Gekkonidae. Gene Ontology annotation, molecular function: transmembrane receptor protein tyrosine kinase activity; ATP binding.